CAAUUAACCUAAGCUUUCUCUGUUUCAGAUUGUCUUUAUGAUCUCCACCCUUUUAAACCUGAUCUAGGGUUUAUUGCGUCGGCUCCGAUCGCAGGGUUUUAUCUCAACUUCAUAGACUCUUCGACUGUUGAUUUUUGUGUAUUCAUACUGAAGUUUGGCUUUGAUUUCCUCGUAAUAAAAUUUUGGGUCCAUUUUCCUAUCUGGGAGUGAAGUUCUUAUAUUUUCCGAAUUUUGAUUGAAGUUUGGGUUUUUUUUUUUUUGGUGUUUGCUGUCUAUUCAUGCAUUUACGUUGAAUUUAUUUAACCGCAAAUCCCAUUGUGGAUAUCGAGCAUUUGAAUUUCGAUAACCAGUAGAAGAGUUCUGGUUUUCUCUUCAGUGCAUAGAAACUAAGAAAUUCUGCAUAAUUUUGAGUCUUUUAAAAAUCUCGACUUUAAUUUUGAUCGGGAUCCUUUACUGCCAUAUAUCCUCCUGAUUCAUUUCCAGAUCGGCGAAAUUUCUUCUUCCAUUUCCUUGUUUUUAAUGUUUUUCUAUUGCCAAUGAAGCAGUGAAUCUAGGGCUUAUCUAUGGAUCUCUGGUUUCAAAAGGCGAUGAAUUUGGCUGAAGAAGCAGCAAAGAAAUCACAGGACAUAGCAAACGAAGCAGCAAAGAAAUCACAGGACAUAGCAAAAGAAGCAGCAAAGAUUUCACAAGAGAUCGUGUUAGAAACUGCAAAGAAGUCAAAGGAAUUUGCAGUUGAGGUCACAAAAAAAGCAGAUCAAAUCAAAAUCGAGGCAGUGAAAGGGGCUGACAAAAUCAAAUCUCUUGCAGACGGUAUCCCCUCUCCCAUCCCUGUUUUAUCUCGCGGUGAAUUGCAGCCAUCCGGUGAAGAUCUUGAGAAAUAUGGUGUAACUGAUGAUCUUAGAGAGUUUGUCAAGGGAUUGACACUUGACACCUUUAGGGAUUUCCCCUUGGAUAGCAAUGACGAUGAACAACUGACAUCCGAUGUCCCAACUGUCUCGAAUGUACGACAGGAUCUUACAGAAUGGCAGGCUAAGCAUGCUACACUUGUUCUCUCAUCUGUUAAGGAAAUUUCACAAUUUAGAUACUCAUUAUGUCCCCGACAUAUGAAAGAAAGGAAGUUUUGGAGGAUAUACUUUUUGCUUGUCAAAAGUCAUGUGCACCCGUAUGAAAUGCGUGCCAUGGAAGAGGCAAAGCUGAAACAACAAGAGAAGAAACCAGAAGAAACUGAGUCGAGAAGACCUACUGAAGUGCAAACGACCAAUCCAAGCAGUCUGAAAAAGGGCCCGUCUACUGAGCUGGACUUGGACGUGUUUCUUUUGGGUGAUCUUGGAAGUAGUGAUGAGGGGCCAGAUGAUGCUGAUGAAGGAUUUGAUGAUGACUUUGACAAGAUUGCCUCGGACAGUGAGGAUGAUGCGGAGAAAAAGAAGCCCUAAUCUGGCACAUUUUGGCCAAGAGCUCACCAAAACAUGUGGAUCAUGAAGCCAACUGAAGCAGGUCUGCAUUUCUUUCUUUUGUAACUUCCAACAUGGAAGAGCUUGCACUUGUUACAUAGGCAAGGAGAGCUUAUCUGCUUGUCUUAUCACCGCAGCUUUUAUUGCAAGAUUUAUGAGGGGUGUAUCUGUUCUUUAAACCUAUUGAUUGGAAUUCAAAUUCUUUUGAACUCUUCCAUCAUUAUUUUGCUAGGAUAUUCAUUUUUUUCUUUCA
Molecule: messenger RNA, 1704 nt
Organism: Amborella trichopoda
Lineage: Eukaryota; Viridiplantae; Streptophyta; Magnoliopsida; Amborellales; Amborellaceae
Source: RefSeq, a predicted model, not a curated record